Messenger RNA from Oncorhynchus kisutch (coho salmon), 2456 nucleotides. Its product is annotated as tripartite motif-containing protein 16-like. NCBI's taxonomy places the organism in Eukaryota, Metazoa, Chordata, Actinopteri, Salmoniformes, Salmonidae. The transcript has 6 exons. The record is from RefSeq and is a predicted model, not a curated record. The coding region runs from base 60 to 1730 and encodes 556 amino acids. Gene Ontology annotation, molecular function: zinc ion binding; protein binding.
GAGGAAACUGAUCUGAGUGUCUGUGUCGUCUGUCUGUGAGAGAGUGAACAACCGUCCAAAUGGCUCAACAGGGAGUUCUGCUGGACCAGGACCAGUUCUGUUGUUCUGUCUGUCUGGAUCUACUGAAGGAGCCGGUGGUUAUUCCCUGUGGACACAGUUACUGUAGGAGCUGUAUUGAGGGCUGCUGGGAUCAGGAUGAUCUGAAAGGGGUCUAUAGCUGUCCUCAGUGCAGAGAGACGUUCACUACAAGGCCUAAUCUGAGGAAAAAUAACCUGUUGGCUGAGCUGGUGGAGAAACUGAGGAAGACAGGACUCCUGGCUGCUCCCCCUCCUGCUCUGUGCUAUGCUGGACCUGGAGAUGUGGCGUGUGAUUUCUGCACUGGGACCAGAAAGCAGAAAGCCCUCAUGUCCUGUCUGGCAUGUCUGGCCUCCUACUGUGAGACUCACCUCCAACCUCACUAUGAAUCUCCUGCUUUCAAGAAGCACAAGCUGGUCAAAGCCACGGCACAACUACAGGAGAAGAUCUGCUCUCAUCAUGACAAACUGCUGGAGGUUUACUGUCGUACCGAUCAGCAGUGUAUCUGUUAUCUGUGUACAAUGGAUGAACAUAAAGGCCAUGAUACAGUGUCAGCUGCAGCAGAGAGGACUGAGAAACAGAGGCAGCUGGGGAUGAGUCAGCAGAAGGUCCAGCAGAGAUUCCAGGAGAGAGAGAAGGAGCUGAAGGAGCUCCAACAGGCUGUGGAGUCUCUCAAGCGCUCUGCACAGUCAGCAGUGGAGGACAGUGAUCAGAUCUUUACUGAGCUGAUCCGCUCCAUUGAGAGAAGGAGUUCUGAGGUGAAGGAGCUGAUCAGAGCCCAAGAGAAGGCUCAAGUGAGUCAAGCUGAAGGACUCCUGGAGCAACUGAAGCAGGAGAUAGCUGAGCUGAGGAAGAGAAGCACUGAGCUGGAGCAGCUCUCACACACAGAGGAUCACAUCCAUUUCCUCCAGAGUUAUCAGUCUCUCUCCAGUAUCAGUGUAUCUUCAGACUUACCCAGCAUCGUUGUCCGUCCUCUUCAGUACUUUGGAGAUGUGAGUAAGUCUGUGUCUGAACUGAGAGAGAAACUAGAAGACUUCCUUAAAGGAGAAUGGACCAAGAUCUCCACUACAGUGAAUAUAGUGGAUGUUGUACUGCCUCCAGAGCCCAAGACCAGAGAACAGUUGUUACAAUAUUCCUGUCAUCUCACACUGGACCCAAACACAGCACACACAGACCUCUCUCUGUCUGAAGGGAACAGAAAGGUGACCUGUACAGGCCAAGUCCAACCAUAUCCUGUCCAUCCAGACAGAUUUACCAACUGGUGCCAGGUUCUGUGUAGAGAGGGUCUGUCUGGACGCUGUUACUGGGAGGUGGAGUGGACUGGUGAUGUUGUUACAGCAGUCUCAUAUAAAGACAUCAGCAGAACAGAGAGAGGGACAGAUGGUGGAUUUGGACUCAAUAACAAGUCCUGGAGUUUACAUUACUAUAGAGGUGAUUAUUGGUUCAGACACAAUCAUGUUGAGACUGAAGUAUCAGGCCCUCAGUCCUCCAGAGUAGGAGUGUACCUGGAUCACAAGGCAGGUACUCUGUCCUUCUACAGUGUCUCUGACACAAUGACCCUCCUCCACAGAGUCCAGACCACAUUCACUCAGCCCCUCUAUCCUGGAUUUUAUCUCUAUGAUUAUAAUGAUACUGCUGAGCUGGUUAAACUGUAGUAGGGUCCACAUAGAUACUAGUCAUGCUGGUGUAGUCUAUAGCUGAGCUGGUUAAACGGUAAACUGAUUUGUUAUUAAUUACAAUUCAAUACAAUGUUUUAAUCUUGUACAUUUCCAUGAAUCAUGAUGUCUGGUGUUGAUGUAUAUUGGUUGUCAUUCAGAACCAUUGACAUGUUUUCUCAGUUGGUUCUCUGUCUCUCUGUAAUUCUCCUCAGUAUCAUUGAUCAGCUUGUUGGCUCGGUUCUAAUUGAUGUGUUCUCUGUCACCUGGAGCUGCAUGGAAAAUGGUCCAGGAACUAAAGGACAAUUCAGGACUAGUCAGCCCACUACAAGCUGGUAUCACUUACUUUCUACUAAACUAUAUGGUCUGGUUUCCCAGGCACAGAUUAAUCCUAGUCCUGUACUAAACAGUAUGUUCAAUGUAGAUGUCCAGGAAACCGGCCCUAAAUGUGUCAUCUUUCAUCCUCCCAUACUGCUCAGUCCAGCAACAUUAAACCUGUCCAGCAGGUGGUGCUGUUGACCAAACAAUAAAACCAGCAGAUAUCUUGACUUGCCACUCAGUAUAUCAGUAAUGUUCAGAAUAGUACUUUAAUAUCAUUGGAGAUUGAUGGUCUUUUUAAUCCACUAUCCAGAGUCAGGAACAGAUGAAGUUAGGUCUGCUACUGUUCAGUGAUUAAAUAUGAUUUAUGGUGAUGGGAAAUAAUAAAAAACACUCAACUUCAUCUAG